This is a messenger RNA of Andrographis paniculata, 6255 nucleotides long. Its product is annotated as callose synthase 1-like. Gene Ontology annotation, molecular function: 1,3-beta-D-glucan synthase activity. Gene Ontology annotation, cellular component: 1,3-beta-D-glucan synthase complex; plasma membrane. The record is from RefSeq and is a predicted model, not a curated record. The transcript has 42 exons. Gene Ontology annotation, biological process: (1->3)-beta-D-glucan biosynthetic process. The coding region runs from base 290 to 6109 and encodes 1939 amino acids. NCBI's taxonomy places the organism in Eukaryota, Viridiplantae, Streptophyta, Magnoliopsida, Lamiales, Acanthaceae.
CCACUUCUUUCUCUCUCUUUGAUUAUUGUUGUCGUUGUCUUUCUCUCACCGCUGAUUACUUUUUCUCCUUCCUUACUCCUCACACACACACACACACACACACAUCAGCCCCUACAAAAUAAUCACAGCUUUUUCAUAUUUUAGCUACAAAGUCCUCAGCUUCUCCUGCUUUUUCGAUGUAGGCUAAGCAAUAUCUCUGGAAUUGGUUAUGGUUCUUGGUGUUUUUCAUGGUUAUUUUACAGGCAUAUUAAGGUGAAUUCAAGUCUAAUUCUGAAGGUUUAAGGAUAAGAUGGCUUAUCAGAGAAGGGGGUCUGAUUUGCGGCCACAAAGGCCGCUUUUACGGACCCAAACUGCCGGUAAUUUAGGGGAGCCGAUGGACAGUGAGGUGGUGCCAUCAUCUCUGGUUGAGAUUGCGCCAAUUUUGCGGGUUGCCAAUGAGGUUGAGCCCAUCAAUCCUCGGGUCGCUUACCUUUGUCGGUUCUUUGCAUUUGAGAAGGCUCACCGAUUAGAUCCAACUUCUAGUGGACGAGGUGUUCGCCAGUUUAAAACUGCACUUCUUCAACGUCUCGAGCGGGAAAACGAUACUACAAUAUCGGCAAGAAAAGGGAGCGAUGCUCGUGAAAUGAAGAGUUUUUAUCAACUUUACUACAGAAAGUAUAUCGAAGCUCUUGAUAGGGCUGCUGAUAAAGCAGAUCGUGCUAGGCUGACAAAGGCAUACCAGACAGCUGCUGUUCUGUUUGAUGUCCUAAAGGCAGUUAAUCAGACGGAAGAGAUUGACUUGGGCGAUGAGAUUAUGAAGACACAGAAAAAAGUGGCAGAGAAGACUCAGAUUUAUGUGCCUUAUAACAUACUUCCACUUGACCGGGAAAGCAAAGAUCAAGCUAUAAGGAAAUACCCUGAGAUACAAGCUUCUAUAGUUGCACUUCGAAAUACAAGAGGUCUUCCAUGGCCAAAGGAGAAGAAGAAGAAAGAAGAUGAAGACAUUUUAGACUGGCUUAAGGAGAUGUUUGGCUUUCAGACGGAUAAUGUAGCGAAUCAGAGGGAACACUUAAUUUUAUUGCUGGCCAAUGUGCACAUUAGGCAGCCAAAGCAGGAUGAACAACCCAAGUUGGAUGAUCGGGCGCUGACUGAAGUUAUGAAGAAACUUUUCAAGAACUACAAGAAAUGGUGCAAGUACCUUGGUCGCAAGAGUAGCUUAUGGCUGCCUACUAUCCAACAGGAAGUUCAGCAACGGAAAUUGCUAUAUAUGGGUUUAUACCUUCUCAUUUGGGGAGAAGCUGCAAAUUUGAGAUUCAUGCCGGAAUGCCUGUGCUACAUUUAUCAUCAUAUGGCAUUUGAACUAUAUGGCAUGCUUGCUGGAAGUGUUAGUUCCUUGACAGGAGAGAAUAUCAAACCUGCAUAUGGCGGUGAUGAAGAGGCUUUCCUGAAAAAAGUUGUGACUCCAAUUUACAAAGUCAUAGCUACGGAAGCUGGACAAAGUAAAGGCGGGAUAUCUAAACAUUCGAAAUGGAGAAACUAUGAUGAUUUGAAUGAAUAUUUCUGGUCAGUGAACUGUUUUAGACUAGGUUGGCCGAUGCGUGCUGAAGCUGAUUUCUUCAGCCUUCCCAGAGAACAUAUCCGUGCAAACCGAAGGGAGGACAUUGAAUCUGCUAAUAAAGGGCCUAAAUGGAUCAGAAAAAUAAACUUUGUCGAGAUACGCUCAUUUUGGCAUAUAUUUCGGAGUUUCGACAGGAUGUGGAGUUUUUUUAUUUUGUGCCUGCAGGCGAUGAUCAUCAUCGCCUGGAAUGGUGGCAGUCUAGGUUCAGUAUUUGAUGAGGAUGUGUUCAAGAAAGUGCUUAGUAUUUUCAUUACGGCAGCAAUACUAAAGUUUGCACAAGCUUCUCUCGAUGUUGUUAUGAGCUGGAAAGCAAGGAUGAGUAUGUCCUUGCACGUGAAGCUGAGAUACAUACUGAAGGUUGUUUCUGCGGCAGCAUGGGUGAUUGUGUUGACAGUGACUUAUGCAUACAGUUGGAAAAAUCCUCCUGGAUUUGCACAGACUAUUAAAAACUGGUUCGGGAAUGGAUCGGGUUCUCCUCCUUUGUUCAUUGUCGCAGUCUUGAUUUACCUAUCUCCCAAUAUGCUAUCUGCUUUGUUGUUCUUGUUUCCAUUGAUCCGGAGGAACCUUGAAAGAUCAGACUACAAAGUCGUGCGGCUAAUGAUGUGGUGGUCACAGCCUCGGCUCUACGUCGGAAGGGGGAUGCAAGAAAAUGCAUUUUCUGUUUUCAAGUAUACAUUAUUCUGGGUUCUGCUCUUGCUAGCAAAGCUGGCGUUCAGCUUUUAUGUCGAGAUAAUGCCUCUUGUUGGCCCGACUAAAGAAAUCAUGCAGGUUCAUAUAACCAGAUAUCAAUGGCACGAGUUCUUCCCUCGAGCAAGAAACAACAUUGGAGUGGUGAUUGCACUUUGGGCUCCCAUUAUUAUCGUAUAUUUUAUGGACCCUCAGAUUUGGUACGCUAUAUGGUCCACAAUAUUUGGCGGUAUAUAUGGAGCAUUCCGCCGUUUGGGCGAGAUUCGGACAUUAGGAAUGCUUCGAUCUCGGUUCGAGUCAAUACCUGGAGCUCUCAAUGCCUGUUUGAUCCCAGCUGAAAAAGAUGAAAAGCCUAAGGGGCUGAAGGCCACAUUAUCCCGGAAAUAUCCUGUGAUUCAAUCUAAUAAAGAGAAAGGGGCACCUCGAUUUUCUCAAAUAUGGAACCAAAUAGUCGAAAGCUUCCGAGAGGAGGAUAUUAUAAAUGAUAGAGAAAUGAGCUUGUUGCUCGUGCCAUAUAGUGCCGACCAUGACUUGGACCUUAUCCAGUGGCCUCCUUUUCUACUAGCUAGUAAGCUUCCCAUAGCUCUUGACAUGGCUAAAGAUAGCACUGGGAGAGACAAAGAGCUUAAUAAACGACUGAACGCUGACAUGUACAUGGGGUGUGCCAUUCGUGAGUGCUACGCUUCGUGUAAGAAUAUUCUCAACCAUUUGGUUGUGGCCGAUCGUGACAGGCGUGUCAUAAAUGAGAUAUUCGACAAAGUUGAUGAGCACAUCGAAGAAGGCAGUCUUAUCAAUGAUCUAGAUAUGAGUGCUCUCCCUGCCCUCUACGACCAAUUUGUGCUGCUAAUAGACCUUCUGAGUCAAAACAACAAAGAGAAAGAAGAUGAAGUGGUCAUCGUCUUACUGAACAUGCUCGAGGUCGUGACUAGAGACAUAAUGCUAGACAUGGUUCCGAGUUUGCAAGAUUCGAGCCAUGGUGGCAACUACGGUAUGCAUCAGGGUGUGACUCCACUAAAACAGAAUCAGUACUUCGGAGAACUCAAUUUUCCUGUGAAGGAAGAAACCGAAGCCUGGAAAGAGAAGAUUAGGCGGCUUCAUCUGCUGCUGACCGUCAAGGAAUCAGCUAUGGAUGUGCCGUCCAAUUUAGAAGCAAGAAGACGCAUUUCAUUCUUCUCGAAUUCGUUGUUCAUGGACAUGCCUGCAGCUCCUAAAGUCCGCAACAUGCUCUCCUUUUCCAUCUUAACUCCUUAUUACGACGAAGAGGUUUUGUUCUCUAUGGAUUUGCUGGAAAAGCCGAAUGAAGAUGGUGUUUCGAUACUAUUUUACCUGCAAAAGAUUUUCCCUGAUGAAUGGGAAAAUUUUCUCCAGCGGCUUGGUUGCAGCGAGGACGAUAUAAAAGGGAAUGCGCAGCUGGAGGAAGAGCUACGUCUAUGGGCGUCGUAUCGAGGACAAACAUUGACAAAGACUGUCAGAGGAAUGAUGUAUUACCGGCAAGCUUUGGAACUUCAAGCUUUUCUUGAUAUGGCGGACGAAGAAGAAUUAAUGAAAGGCUACAAGGCUAUCGAACAUAGCUACAACGAACAAAUGAAAGAUCAAAGCUCCUUGCUGUCGCAAUGUCAGGCAGUGGCCGACAUGAAGUUCACGUAUGUGGUCUCCUGUCAAAGUUACGGGAUUCAGAAAAGAUCGGGCGAUCGCCGCGCCACGGACAUCUUAAGACUCAUGACAAAGUACCCGUCCAUUCGGGUAGCGUAUGUUGACGAAGUUGAAGAAACCGGCGGCGAUAAAUUGGGUAAAAUGGUUGAGAAAGUGUACUAUUCAGCUCUCGUCAAAGCUGCACCGAAAUCCGUCGAUUCAUCUGAGCCCGAUCAGUUAGAUCAGGUUAUUUAUCGGAUAAAGCUACCGGGACCCGCCAUACUCGGUGAAGGCAAACCGGAGAACCAAAACCAUGCCAUAAUCUUCACCCGCGGCGAAGGCUUGCAGACGAUUGAUAUGAAUCAGGACAAUUAUAUGGAGGAAGCCUUCAAAAUGAGAAACCUAUUGCAAGAGUUCCUUAAAACGCACGGUGUGAGGAAGCCGACGAUUCUUGGACUUAGAGAGCACAUAUUUACCGGCAGUGUUUCGUCACUUGCCUGGUUUAUGUCGAUGCAAGAAAAUAGUUUCGUGACAAUUGGCCAGCGGCUGCUUGCGAAUCCAUUGAAGGUUCGUUUUCACUAUGGCCAUCCAGAUGUAUUCGAUAGGUUGUUUCAUUUGACAAGAGGCGGCGUCAGCAAAGCGUCUAGAAUCAUCAACUUGAGCGAGGACAUUUUUGCAGGUUUCAAUUCCACUCUUCGCGGAGGCAACGUCACGCAUCAUGAAUACAUACAGGUUGGUAAAGGAAGGGAUGUGGGACUCAACCAAAUCUCACUUUUCGAAGCAAAGAUCGCCUGCGGCAACGGCGAGCAGACCGUGAGUCGAGAUAUCUAUCGACUGGGGCAUCGUUUUGACUUUUUCCGAAUGUUGUCCUGCUAUUUAACCACCGUUGGGUUCUACUUUAGUACUCUGCUUACGGUCCUCACCGUGUACGUAUUUUUAUACGGUCGUCUUUAUCUCGUGCUAAGUGGCCUUGAAGAAGGGUUGAGUAGCCAUCCCGCGAUUCGGGAUAAUAAGCCUCUUCAAGUGGCUCUUGCAUCUCAAUCUUUCGUCCAAAUCGGACUUCUAAUGGCUUUGCCGAUGAUUAUGGAGAUCGGGCUCGAAAAAGGUUUCCGUAAUGCGUUAACGGAUUUCGUCCUCAUGCAACUACAGCUCGCGCCCGUAUUUUUCACGUUUUCUCUCGGGACGAGGACCCAUUAUUACGGACGGACAUUGCUUCAUGGAGGCGCACGUUAUAGAGGUACGGGUCGAGGAUUUGUCGUGUUUCAUGAGAAGUUUGGGGACAACUAUCGAUUGUAUUCCCGGAGCCAUUUUGUGAAGGGGAUCGAGUUGAUGGUUUUACUUCUCGUCUAUCAUAUUUUCGGGAGGGCGUAUCGGGGGGUUGUGGCGUACGUUUUGAUCACCGUAUCGAUAUGGUUCUUGGUUGGAACGUGGCUGUUUGCGCCGUUCCUUUUCAAUCCGUCGGGGUUCGAGUGGCAAAAAAUUGUGGACGAUUGGACGGAUUGGAAUAAAUGGAUGAAUAAUCGAGGGGGGAUUGGCGUGCCCCCGAAGAAGAGUUGGGAGUCGUGGUGGGAGAAAGAGCAAGAGCAUCUCUUCCAUUCGGGAUUGCGCGGAAUCAUCUUCGAAAUUUUGUUGUCGCUUCGGUUUUUCAUUUAUCAGUAUGGAUUGAUCUAUCACUUGAGCUUCACCAAAGGGAAGAGCAACUUCUUGAUUUACGGCUUGUCGUGGUUGGUGAUUGCCGCCGUCUUUCUAAUUAUGAAGCUCGUCUCGGUCGGAAGGAGGCAAUUCAGCGCGGAUUUUCAACUCGCUUUUCGAAUUAUAAAGGGCCUUAUCUUUAUCGCAUUCGUUGGCAUUCUGAUCACCUUGAUCGCGGUUCUUCACAUAACAUUUGUCGAUUUUCUUGUCUGCAUUCUCGCCUUCAUGCCCACCGGCUGGGGAUUGCUCUUGAUCGCACAAGCUUUGAAGCCACUGGUGGUGAAACUCGGAAUCUGGAGAUCGGUGAUGACAUUGGCGCGAGGCUAUGAAAUCGUGAUCGGGCUGCUGCUGUUCACGCCGGUGGCGUUCCUGGCGUGGUUUCCUUUCGUAUCGGAGUUCCAGACGCGAAUGCUGUUCAACCAAGCGUUCAGUCGAGGGCUGCAGAUUUCGCGCAUUCUCGGCGGGCCCAAGAAGGAUAAAUCGUCUAGCAACAAAGAGUGAGUGAGUGAGUGAGCAAUGGAGUCUUUGUUUGUUUGUGUAUAUAUAUAUAUAUGUAUGUGUAUAUAUAUAGUGUGUUGUAUAAAUGUAAAGGAAGAAUGGCUCUUUGGAUCCUCUGCUUUGGGCUAAUCAUCAGCAAAUUUUAAUGC